Closterium sp. Naga37s-1 is the source of this 1296-nucleotide messenger RNA. The record is from the annotation of a GenBank genome assembly. Lineage: Eukaryota; Viridiplantae; Streptophyta; Zygnematophyceae; Desmidiales; Closteriaceae.
AUGCUGGUCAAUCCUCUGCUUCAGUUUGUAUCGUUUCCAUCUGUCCGCUCACCCAGCGCGCUGCGCCCACCACCUCUUAUCUCCUCGUCUCUAUGUGUCUUUUCCCUUCCCUCCCUCUCCCCCCACUCCCCCCCUUUUCCCUACUUCCCAGGGUUUGUCGCCGAGGCAGGGCUGCCAGCAGUGGGAGCAUCGGCAUGGGAAAGGGAGCAGCGAGUGCCACACCUGCCUCGAAUCAUCUCUGCAGCAACCUCGUCAGAAGCUAAGUGUUCUUCCUCCAAGGUCCUCACUCCUCCUGUCUGUUCAGCUCUGUCUCACAUGCUCAUGCCGCCGUCUCUGCUCUCGCUGCAAGGGGACACGCCGAGGGAGUUAGUCAACCACCUCCCCUGGUUAGUUGGCGGCAUGGGCAAGGGAGCAGCGAGUUCCUCACUCACGCCACCUGCCUCACGUCUGCACCAACCUCGCCCGAAGCUAAGUGCCCUACCCUCAGGUUCUCACCUUCUCUCCUUCGAGUUCCGUUCUGUCUGCAUGCUCAUGCCACCGUCUCUGCUCUCGCUGCAAGGGGACACGCCGAGGGAGUCAACCACCUUCCCAGCGGAGCUCUCACCAUCCACUAUCGUCUUCCCUGGUCAAAUGCUGCUUCCUUCCCUUCUGCAUCUUGCUUCCUUGCACUCACUUCGUCCAUAUCUGCCCUCCUCCUCCCUCCCUCCAGGUCACUUGGCAGCAUGGGGAGGGGAGGCAUGGGGAAGGAGGCAGGGGCGGCAGCAGAGGUUGCAAGUGGGAUGCUGGGAGCAGCGAGCGCCUCACUCACGCCACCUGCCUCGAAUCGUCACUGCAGCAACCCAUUCCGAAGCUAAGUGCUCCACCCUCCCUUUCCCUUCUGCGUGUCCUUACAUCAUGUUUUGUCUAUCUUGCAUUCUCAUGCACCCACCGCUGCUCUUGCUGCAAGAGGACACCCCCAGGGAGUCAACCACCUCCCCUGAUAGCAGGAGGGCAGGAGGAGGGAGGGCAGCAGAAGGGAGGGCAGGACGAGGGAGUGCAGGAGGAGGGAGGACAGGAGGAGGGAGGACAGGAGGAGGGAGGGCAGGAGGAGGGAGGACAGGAGGAGGGAGGGCAGGAGGAGGGAGGGCAGUAGGAGGGAGGGCAGUAGGAGGGAGGGCAGUAGGAGGGAUGGCAGUAGGAGGGAGGGCAGCAGGAGGGAGGGCAGGAGGAGGGAGGGCAGGAGGAGGGAGGGCAAUAGGAGAGGAGAAGGGGCAGCAGCAGGGCUUCAUCUUUCCAGCUAAGUAUUCCUCCUCUUAG